This is a messenger RNA of Drosophila gunungcola (fruit fly), 1940 nucleotides long. RefSeq lists its product as uncharacterized. Bases 657 to 1460 code for a protein of 267 amino acids. The transcript has 6 exons. The record is from RefSeq and is a predicted model, not a curated record. Lineage: Eukaryota; Metazoa; Arthropoda; Insecta; Diptera; Drosophilidae.
ACUUCCAGUGUUAAAACAUUAAAAGCUGCGCUUGGAAGCGGGACAACAGUGUGCCGUAGAAGAUACCAACACUAACUAUUGGUAUCCGACAGAACGGCAGAACUCACGCGCUACGCCGACAGUACGAACUCCUUUUUGGCACAGUUCGCCCCCGCGGACUCCAUUUGCACAUACCCCACAGCAGACACUAUCGCACGUAUAUAUAUGGCUGCAGAAAGUCGAUUUUUCGCUAACAAAAAGUGCUGUAUGUGGGCAAAACUUUGAAUGGCCCGGGUCAUAAAAUGAGAUUGCAAUAGUUGCAAUUGGCAGCGAGAGAUGUCCUGCAAUUUUGCCGCGGAGAUGCUGCGGCCCAGGUGCUGAGCUCAUCGAGGCGAGAAAAGUUUGUACCAUUCAGUGCCCGUAUCCCCAGGAGAAAAAACCAUCCCCCUGCUGCUGCUGCUGUGAUGAGUUUGGUGAUAAUGAGUGCGACCAAAGACCCCCAUGUCUCCAUUUAAACCCGUAAAACCAAGAUAAGCAUAAACAUCCGACCAACCAGAUAGGUAAUAAGAGCCACGCACAACGGAGACGGUUGAAUUGGCCUUAGCGAACCGGCGGAGCAGGACCCGCAGUUUCCGGCAGAGACGGACGUGGACCAGGUCGCCAAGUAGACAGCCCUCAUGGCGGGCUGGCGAGGGCGAGGACGAGGGCGCGGGCUGUGUGCGACACUGUUGGCGGUGCUGACCCUACUCUCGGUCACCCACUCCGUGCGGAUCACCAAGCUCCGGGUGCCGCGCACCUACACGCUGUUGCGUGACCACGAACCCGAUCCUCUGGUCCUCGACUGCGAGGUGGAGAUCGGGCCGCGGGAGCAGGGAUUCGUCCUCAAAUGGCUGUUCAACAACCACUCCAUCUACCAAUGGAUACCCUCGGUCAAAGGGUUCGCCAUGGGCUUCAUGAAGUCGAAGAUAGACACCAAAAUAUUUACUAUGGAAAGCAGUCCCGGUGUUAUAUCGAUAAAGAAUCCCAACUGGAACAUGACGGGGGAGUAUACGUGUGCGGUGCAGACCUUCGAGUCUACGGAUAAGCGGAGUGCCCGCUUGCAAAUAAUCGUUCCUGAGUCGGAUUUCAUGCUGGAAGCGCGGAUGAGCGGCUCGCGUCUGGAUGUGGACGUAAUGUGUGCAGUCCAGCACGUCUUCCCGCAACCCAUGCUGUCGGUCAUGUUUGACACCCACAUACUGGACUCGGUGCUGACGCAGUUGGACCAAGACCCCAGUGGCCUCUACAGCAUGACCGUACGCACCCGCAUUCCUAGAGAUCAACUCGAGUCCCCCACCCCGAUCACCUGUGCAUUCAUUUUAAUUGGCACCAACUAUACCAAACGCCGGGAGACUAUUUUCUAUGAUAAGGCCUCAACUAUACAACGCAAAUGGACAACGGUCGCCGUAGUAAUGUCCAUAGCAUCCUUAGCUCUAAGCAGUUAGUUCUGUAGUGUCCUUCGAUGUAGGCCAUACUUGUUCUUAAGUUUGAUCUAGAAAUUUUGAUAAUCUCUAAUUUUUAAUAGACUUUUAACGGAUAAACGUAAUUUUUUGCGAUAUUUUUAAAAAAGCGCUUAUAUUGUACAUGCAUGUAAUUGUAAGAAAAACGAAACACAAAACAAACACCACAAUGCGAAAACAAACGAACCCAUAAAAACAAGAACGAUAAGACAACAGUAACUCAUAUAACAAGAAAUUCUUGUAUUCAUAUAUUUACCACAUAAAUAAAAUAUAUAUUAUAUAGUUAUCUAUGAUGUAUAGGUCUAAUUGAGUACUGAAACGCUAAUAAAACAAAAAUGAAACAGUAAAAGUGCAUUAAACCAACCGCCUUCGUCGUUUUUUUCUUUGCAAAUAAAUUAAAGUUUUAAAAUUGUAUUUUAAGUGUAAAAUUAGGAAUUCAAGUCUAAACUAAAAUAACUUAAUAAA